This is a messenger RNA of Penicillium odoratum, 4479 nucleotides long. RefSeq lists its product as uncharacterized. Gene Ontology annotation, cellular component: membrane. Gene Ontology annotation, biological process: transmembrane transport. The transcript is spliced from 5 exons. Bases 1 to 4479 code for a protein of 1492 amino acids. Gene Ontology annotation, molecular function: ABC-type transporter activity; ATP hydrolysis activity; ATP binding. The record is from RefSeq and is a predicted model, not a curated record. Lineage: Eukaryota; Fungi; Ascomycota; Eurotiomycetes; Eurotiales; Aspergillaceae.
AUGCCUUCGCCACCCGGCACAGCCAACACGGCUACAAAUACGACUGCUAAUACAGCCACUAAUACAGCUACGAAUUCAGUCGAUGAUCUCUUGAACAACAAUCAUGACUUCGAACUAAAGGAAUUCACUGCGGUUCGAGGUACCGAAACACCGGAUGGAGACAAGCCUAGUCAAGACAACACUGAGCAUGGUCGGGCCUAUGGGACUAAUCGCAUGUCCAUUUCGCAAGAGGAUCAAGAUAAUCUCAUGAGACUGGCGAGUCAAGUUUCGCGGAAAACCCACCAGGGAGGAGUGUUUGAGAUUGGCGAUGAUGAUGCUGCUUUGGAUCCCGCUAGCGCCGAGUUCGACCUUCAGAAAUGGCUGAGCUUCAUGAUUCAGGGCGUCAAGAGCGAAGGCAUCCGCAUGAAGAAUUCCGGCAUCGUCUUUAAGAACUUGCAUGUCACCGGUACUGGCUCGGCACUGAUGUUGCAAGAGACCGUCACUGAUCUUCUGAUGGCGCCAAUGAGAAUCGGCGAAAUGGUCAAGGGUUUUAAGUCUGAGCCUAAGACAAUUCUUGCGGAUUUCAAUGGCGUGGUGAAAAGUGGUGAAAUGCUUCUUGUUUUGGGAAGACCGGGAUCUGGCUGUUCGACAUUUUUGAAGUCCUUGACUGGAGAGCUUCACGGGCUCAGCGUCGACUCAAACUCUGCUAUUCACUAUGAUGGUAUUCCACAGGCGCAGAUGAUCAAGGAGUUCAAGGGAGAAGUUGUAUACAACCAAGAGGUCGAUAAACAUUUUCCCCAUCUGACUGUCGGACAAACUUUGGAAUUCGCAGCAGCUGUGCGCACUCCUUCUCGUCGACUUAAAGACAUGUCUCGCGUUGAAUACUCUCAGAAAAUGACCCAGGUCAUUAUGGCCGUGUUUGGUCUCAGCCAUACAUACAACACCAAGGUUGGAAAUGAUGUGGUCCGGGGUGUCUCAGGCGGAGAAAGAAAACGUGUCAGUAUCGCCGAGAUGGCUCUGGCUGGUGCGCCGAUCGCGGCGUGGGAUAACUCAACACGUGGUCUUGAUUCGGCGACUGCGUUGAAGUUCGCGGAAUCCCUACGUCUGUUCGCCGAUCUAGGUGGAUCUUGUCACGCAGUCGCAGCAUACCAGGCCAGUCAAGCAAUCUACGAUCUUUUUGACAAGGUGAUUGUCCUAUAUGAAGGUCGACAGAUCUACUUCGGCCCAGCUGCGGGAGCUAAACGCUACUUCGAACAACAAGGAUGGUACUGUCCCCCACGACAGACCACUGGUGACUUCCUGACAUCUAUCACCAACCCAAGUGAGCGACAGACUUCUCCGGGUAUGGAGAAGAAAGUUCCACGGACUCCAGAAGAGUUUGAGGCGCGCUGGAAGCAGUCCAAUGAGUGCCGCCAGCUACAAGGGGAGAUAGUCGCUCACGAACAAGCGCAUCCUAUGAAUGGAAACGUGGUCACGGAAUUCAAGGAGCAAAAAUCCGAAGGUCAAGCCAAUCAUACCAGAGCCGAGUCGCCAUACUUGAUCAGUGUCCCAAUGCAGGUCAAGCUCAACGUUAAAAGAGCUUAUCAGCGGAUUUGGAACGAUAUUGCAUCAACCCUCACUGGCUCUGUCGGACAAGCUAUCAUGGCUCUCAUUAUCGGUUCUAUCUUCUAUGGAACUCCGACCGCCACUGCAGGAUUUUCUGCAAAAGGCGCCGUUCUGUUCUUCGCAGUCCUACUGAACGCCCUUCUUGCUAUGACGGAAAUCAAUAGUCUCUACUCUCAGCGGGCAAUUGUGGAAAAGCAUGCAUCGUACGCGUUCUAUCACCCGGCAACUGAAGCCAUCGCUGGUGUGAUCGCCGAUAUUCCUGUGAAAUUUUUGAUGGCUGUGAUGUUCAAUGUGGUUCUUUAUUUCAUGAGUGGUCUUCGCACUGAGCCGUCACAGUUCUUCAUCUUCUUCAUGAUCAACUACCUCAUUAUGUUUGUCAUGAGUGCCGUAUUCCGCACGCUCGCCGCUAUCACUAAAACUGUAUCUCAGGCCAUGACCUUGGCCGGUGUUCUCGUUCUGAUGCUUGUCGUCUACUCUGGAUUCAUUGUCCCCGUGCCAUACAUGCAUCCGUGGUUUGGUUGGAUUCAUUAUUUGAAUCCGAUUUUCUACGCGUUUGAGAUCCUUGUGGCCAAUGAAUUCCACGGCCGUAAUUUUGAAUGUUCUGGAUUCGUUCCUGACUACAAUAACCUCUCGGGCAAUGCUUUUGUCUGUUCAGCGACAGGCGCAGUUGCCGGCCAACGCACAGUCAGCGGUGAUGACUACAUAUGGGAAAGCUUCCGGUAUACUUACGCACACGCUUGGCGGAAUUUCGGCAUUCUCAUCGGGUUCCUGAUUGGUCUGAUGGCGAUUUAUUUCGUUGCCACCGAGUUGAACUCUGCUACAACGAGCACUGCAGAGGUUCUCGUCUUUCCCCGGGGCCGUGAGCCAGCGUAUAUGCGCGGUGGCCAUGAAGCAUUGUCUGAUGAAGAAAAUGGAGAAUCUCGCGCGACUACAGCUGCAACUGGCGAUGUUCAUAUCGACAAAGAACUAUCUGUUCCCAAAGAAGAGGCUGAUGGUGAUAUUUUCAAUUGGAAUAAUCUUGUCUACGAUAUUGAGAUUAAGGGAGAGCCUCGCCGCCUGCUCGAUCACGUCGCUGGUUGGGUCAAGCCUGGCACUCUCACAGCGUUGAUGGGAGUUAGUGGAGCUGGAAAAACAACACUCUUGGAUGUUCUUGCCCAGCGAACCACUAUGGGUGUUGUUACAGGCGACAUGUUUGUUAAUGAUAAACCCCUCACAUCAAGCUUCGAGCGGAGUACGGGCUACGUCCAGCAGCAAGAUCUUCACUUGGAAACGGCCACUGUCCGCGAAAGUCUCCAAUUCAGCGCCAUGCUUCGACAGCCUUCUUCUGUUUCUAUCGAGGAAAAGAAUCAACAUGUCGAGGAGGUGAUUGACUUGCUCAACAUGCGAGAGUUUGCUGACGCUGUUGUUGGUGUUCCCGGAGAAGGACUGAAUGUUGAGCAGCGCAAGCUGUUGUCAAUUGGAGUCGAACUUGCCGCCAAACCGAAGCUACUGAUUUUCCUGGAUGAACCUACUAGUGGACUUGAUUCUCAAAGCUCUUGGGCUAUCUGCACUAUGUUGCGUAAGCUUGCGGACUCGGGCCAGGCUAUUCUUUGCACCAUCCAUCAGCCCAGUGCCAUUCUCUUCCAAGAAUUUGACAAAUUGCUUUUCCUCGCAAGAGGAGGCAAGACAGUCUACUUCGGGCCCAUCGGCGAAAACUCUCGCACCCUAUUGGAUUACUUCGAAGCAAACGGUGCCCGCAAAUGUCAAGACGAAGAGAAUCCCGCGGAGUAUAUGCUGGACGUUGUGAACAAGGGUACAAACGACAAGGGAGAAGCCUGGUUUGAUGUCUGGAAAGCAGGUCCCGAGUGUGCCGAGGUUCAAGCCGAGCUUCAACGUAUCCACGAGCAGACGAAAGGAAGAGUUAUAGAAGGAGACUCUGAAGGAACUGGAGAGUUCGCAGUAUCUCUGACCACCCAGCUUCGCGUUGUUACAUACCGCAUCUUCCAACAAUACUGGCGGAUGCCCUCGUAUAUUAUUGCGAAAAUGAUGCUCGGUAUCGCCUCUGGACUUUUCAUCGGCUUUUCAUUCUGGAAAACUGGGCACUCGCUCCAAGGAACGCAAAACGUCUUGUUCUCCUUGUUCAUGAUCUGUGCCAUCUUUUCCUCCAUGGUGCAACAGAUUAUGCCAUUGUUCGUUACUCAGCGAUCUCUAUACGAAGUCCGUGAACGCCCUAGCAAGACAUACUCCUGGAAAGCGUUCAUCUUGUCAAACAUUGUGGUUGAGAUUCCUUACCAGAUCCUGGUCGGUAUCCUUGUUUUUAUCUGCUAUUACUAUCCAGUCAAUGGCACUGGAGAGUCUUCUGAGCGACAAGGUUUGGUCUUGCUCUUCUGCAUCGAGUUCUUUGUGUAUGCUGGAACCUUCGCUACGAUGCUGAUCUCAGCUUUGCCGGAUGCCGAAACUGCUGGUGCAGUAGCAACCCUUCUAUUUGCUAUGACUUUGCUUUUCAACGGUGUCAUGCAAACUCCCACGGCUCUCCCUGGUUUCUGGAUUUUCAUGUAUCGCCUCUCACCGUUCACAUACUGGGUCAGCGGCAUGACAUCCACCCAGCUUCACGGGCGCGAGAUUAAAUGUUCUUCUUCCGAAAUGGCCGUUUUUGACCCCCCAUCAGGACAGACAUGUGGACAAUACUUGGCCGAAUAUCUUACCACUCAGGUUGGAAAGCUCCACAACCCUGAUGCGACGGCUUCUUGUCAAUACUGCUCCGUUACCACCGCGGACGAGUACCUGAGCGGCGAGCAGAUCUAUUGGAGUGACAGAUGGCGCAACUUUGGAAUUGUCUGGGCCUAUGUGAUCUUCGAUAUUGCUGUGGCUAUCGGUCUGUACUACGUCUUCCGAGUGAGGAAGCGAAAGGCGUAG